AUGUCGGAUCCAAGUUCCAUCAACGGUGGUAUCUGUGUUGCCAUGGCUGGGAAGGACUGUGUAGCCAUUGCGUGCGACUUGCGUCUCGGGAGUCAAUCGUUGGGUGUGUCGAACAACUUCGAGAAGAUCUUUCACUACGGGCACGUGUUCAUGGGGAUGACUGGGCUGGCGACUGACGUGCUAACGUUGAGCGAUGUGUUCCGUUACAAGACGAAUCUGUACAAACUGAGGGAGGACCGGAUGAUUGAACCGGAAACUUUCACGCAAUUGGUCUCCAGUACGCUCUACGAGAGGAGGUUUGGCCCCUAUUUUGUAGGCCCAGUGGUGGCAGGGAUCAACUCCAAGACGGGGAAACCGUUCAUCGCAGGGUUCGACCUUAUUGGGUGUAUUGACGAGGCUAAAGAUUUUAUAGUUAGUGGGACUGCAUCGGACCAAUUGUUCGGUAUGUGUGAAUCCCUGUACGAACCAAAUUUGGAGGCAGACGAUCUUUUCGAGACUAUAAGUCAGGCUCUUUUGAACGCAGCCGACCGUGACGCGCUGUCAGGUUGGGGCGCCGUUGUAUACAUCAUCAAGAAGGACAAAGUGAUAAAGAAGAACCUCAAGAUGAGACAAGAUUGA
Messenger RNA from Huiozyma naganishii CBS 8797, 618 nucleotides. RefSeq names its product proteasome core particle subunit beta 3 (gene PUP3). The transcript has a single exon. The record is from RefSeq and is a predicted model, not a curated record. Bases 1 to 618 code for a protein of 205 amino acids. Gene Ontology annotation, biological process: proteasome-mediated ubiquitin-dependent protein catabolic process. Gene Ontology annotation, cellular component: proteasome core complex; proteasome core complex, beta-subunit complex. NCBI's taxonomy places the organism in Eukaryota, Fungi, Ascomycota, Saccharomycetes, Saccharomycetales, Saccharomycetaceae.